Messenger RNA from Schistocerca piceifrons (Central American locust), 1152 nucleotides. RefSeq names its product chitotriosidase-1-like. The transcript is spliced from 7 exons. Gene Ontology annotation, biological process: chitin catabolic process; carbohydrate metabolic process. Gene Ontology annotation, molecular function: chitinase activity; chitin binding. Lineage: Eukaryota; Metazoa; Arthropoda; Insecta; Orthoptera; Acrididae. The record is from RefSeq and is a predicted model, not a curated record. The coding region runs from base 1 to 1152 and encodes 383 amino acids. Gene Ontology annotation, cellular component: extracellular region.
AUGACCAUGUGGAGUUCGGUUGCCGCUCUCCUGCUUCUGGGGCUGACGGCGACAGCCUCGGCCACGAGCGUGUCGUGCUACUGGGGCUCGUGGGCGACGUACCGCGCCGGCCCAGCCAACGUAGAGGUGGCCGACAUCGACACCACGCUCUGCACGCAGGUGGUCUACGCCUUCGCUGGCCUCGACGAGACGACCAACAGCAUCAAGUCGCUCGACCCCUACAACGACCUGGAGGAGAACUACGGCAAGGGCAACUACAAGAAAUUCACUGCGCUCGCCGACCAGGGCGUCGUGCCGCUGCUCGGCGUCGGCGGGUGGAACGAAGGCUCCGUCAAGUACUCCACGAUGGCGUCCACGGCAACGUCGCGCAGCGCGUUCGCGACGAACGCGGUCUCGUUCCUGCAGCAGUAUGGCUUCAAGGGCUUGCAGCUGGACUGGCAGUACCCGGGGCAGCGCGGCGGCAGCGCCGCGGACCGGGAGAACUUCGUACUACUGUGCCAGGAGCUGCACCAGCGCCUCGCCGACGCGGGGCUCUCCUUCGGCAUCGCAGUGGGCGCCCUCCACGGCAUGACCGAAACCUCCUACGACGUGCCCUCCCUCAUCCCAUACGUGGACUGGGUGAACCUGAUGUCUUACGACUACGCUACAGCGUCGACCGACAGGCUAACGGCCAAUAUGGCUCCCCUGUGGCCACGGCUCAACGUCACCAGCUACCUGAACGUGGACGCAACAGUGCAGGAGUGGAUCUCUGCGGGCGCUCCGGCGGCGAAGCUGCGCGUGGGCGCCCCGUUCUACGGGCGCACCUACACCCUGGCCAACCCCGACUCGCACGGCCUGGGUGCGCCGGUAGUCGGUGCGGGCGUCGCCGGCGCCUACACCCAGGAGGCGGGGCUCCUCGCUUACUUCGAGAUAUGCAUGGCGACCUGGACAGAAACAGUUAUUGAGGACGGCGAGGCCUAUGCCUACAGCGGCAACCAGUGGGUCAGCUUCAAGAAUCCCCAGACAAUGCAAACCUUGGGAGAGUAUGCUGUUCAGAAAGGCCUGGACGGGGCACAUAUUUGGUCCAUUGAAUCUGACGACAACCACAACACUUGUGGAGGUGGUGCGAAGCCUCUUCUUAACAGCCUAAACAAAGGAUUAGGUCUUCAGUGA